Messenger RNA from Branchiostoma floridae (Florida lancelet), 859 nucleotides. Its product is annotated as 3-oxoacyl-[acyl-carrier-protein] reductase FabG-like. Gene Ontology annotation, molecular function: oxidoreductase activity. The transcript is spliced from 9 exons. NCBI's taxonomy places the organism in Eukaryota, Metazoa, Chordata, Leptocardii, Amphioxiformes, Branchiostomatidae. The coding region runs from base 64 to 843 and encodes 259 amino acids. The record is from RefSeq and is a predicted model, not a curated record.
UCGCGUUAGAUUGUGAAUAAAAGACAUUUCCUGGCUGAUUUCCGGCGUGCCUUCUGCCUAAAGAUGCCUGAUUUGACGGGAAAAGUUGCCAUAAUCACAGGUGCGAGCUCAGGAAUCGGGAAGGGGACAGCUGUGGAAUUUGCCCAGCUGGGAGCGCACCUGGCUCUGACUGGGAGGAACCAGGAAAACCUGCAGGCCACAGCAACGGCCUGUGUGGAGGCAGGAGCUCCGCAAGACAAGAUCCUUAUUGUAACAGGAGACAUCUGUGAUGAACAAGUGCAGAAAAACCUGGUGGAGCAAACUGUGCAGAAGUUUGGCAGGAUAGAUGUUCUGGUGAAUAGUGCAGGCGUUAUCCUAAAAGGAACCAUAGAGACAACAGACAUGUCGGAGUAUGAUCGUAUGAUGGACAUCAACGCUCGCUGUGUGGUGGCUCUGACUCAGUUGUGUGUGCCCCAUCUUACAGUCACCAAAGGUGCCAUUGUGAAUGUGUCCAGUGUAACUGGCAUGCGAGCGUUCCCAGGAGUCCUGGCUUACUGUAUGAGCAAAGCAGCGAUCGACCAGUUCACGAGAUGUGUUGCACUUGAACUAGCUUCCAAGCAAAUCAGGGUCAACUCAGUCAACCCUGGAGUGGUGGUGACUGAGCUACACAAACGGGGAGGUAUGAAUGAAGAGGAGUACGCCAAGUUUCUGGAACAUUCCAAGUCAACCCACGCCCUCGGUAGAGCCGGGGAAACAUCAGAAGUGGCAAAGACCAUCGCCUUCCUGGCCUCAUCGGACGCGUCCUUCAUCACGGGAGCUCAGAUCCCUGUGGAUGGUGGAAGGCAUGCCAUGUGUCCACGCUAACUUGUGCCAGGGUCAC